AUGGCAAAUACAGCAAUGAUAUCGAUAUUACUUCUUUUGUCGUUAGCAAACGGCCACAAUAUAGGACAAAACUACGAUGAAGUACAAGUUCACUACUCCAAGUUUCCCCUCACCCCCAACACUCCCCCUCCAGAGCAGCGUUACGUUGCUUUUGACAACCCCCCACACGAACAACGAAUCAUCUCCCCCAACAUUGGCCAUUAUGUGUCGAAUAAUCAGUUUAUGGAGCAAGGAGCCAUUCCUAUUCCUAAAAAUAUGCCCUACAUCAAACAAAGCGAGAAAGUUCCUUACAAAGGGAUGUGGGUUCGCUUUGAUCCACCCUUCCUGGACUUUGGAAACACUCACUUGGGCUUGGAAGUCAAAAAAGAAGUCCGCAUCAUCAACAUGCACGACGACGAAGUUGUGGACAUCAGCUCGAUAGACUCACCCAACAAAUACUUUUCAAUAGUUCCCCCUAAGCAGCGAAAACUUCAACCCCAUGAAGCAGUGACUUUUGAGGUCAUUUUCCUCCCGAGAAAGAUCGGAAACGUCGAGCAAACACUUUUUAUCAACACUGGAACUUCAAAAUUAACCCUACCCUACCCUCUUUUUGGCGUAGCAACUUCAAAUCCGUACCGUUUGCCAACUUUUUUGAACACGAAAAUUCCCCUUGGAGAGCGACAAAGCUAUAAACUCUCGCUCUACAACCCAGAAGAAUGUCCCCUUCAAGUCACGGAGCUUUAUUCGAGCUCACCACGAGUACAAAUUCUUCUCAACAAGUCCGGUGCUAGGGUCAAGAAAAAAGAACUGACGGUCUUCCCCAAUGAAGAAAAGCACAUUGCGACGGCAGUAUUUAUUGAAAAAAAUUAUACCGGGCUACAGUCAGCUUUCGUCCGUUUUACAGUAAAUCGGACGAUGCCUUGUGAAAAGAAGCCGCCGUUAAAACUGAUUUUUCCGUUCGAUGUAGAAGUUUCAAAUGUUCCAGCGGUUUAUCCGAAAGAAUGGAUGCUGGACUUUGGGAUUGUUCAUGAAUCGAUGAAAUCCGUUAAGAAACCGAUUAUUAUUCGGAACGUAGGCAUCAACGAUUCCGUUACUUUUGACUGGAUUCGACAACUUCCUGUAGUUCAAAAAUCUAUAAAGCUCAAUAUGAAAAACUCGAUGAAAAUCCCCGACGCUGGCCAAGAAGCUCUCUUGGGCAACGCUACGUUUUUGUACGACGAGGCCUUUGCUACAGGAAAAUCGUUUUUCAGUGGCCUUCUCAGGCUUCACUGGCGCCCGAAUAUGAUUUAUAGGGACUUAGAAAUUCCUUGGCAAGCUCGGAUCUUACGAGGCGAGCUGGAACUUGAGCAAAGUCAGUUGAAAUUCCUGCUUUCUGAAAUUCGCGAGACGCAAGAAAAAGUUCGCAAGAUUACCAUCAAAAACACAAUGGAUGAGCCCAUCUUCAUCAGCAAAAUCGAUGUCGACUACGACAGGGACGAUCCCGAUCGCGAGAAUGCCUUCAAGAUCCGGUAUUUACAGGACUCGCGGAUUCUCAAGUCUGGUGAAGAAAGUGAGUUCUUUGAGAUUGAGCUCGCUCACUGUAAAUGGAAUGAAACGAUCAAACAAAUUGAUUGUCCAGAGGAUAGAACGAUCGAGACCCAAAUAAAUAUUCACACCAAUGCCAGUGUAUUUAAUUACGAUCUAUUAUUUUACUACGGUCUGGUGAACUAUCAAGUCUCGAUUCCCGAUCCUUCCAUCAACAGCAACUCUUCAAAGAUCGAGUUUGGCUUGACCGCAACUGGAGACCAAAAGUGCCAGGUCAUAAUGCUUUCAAACAAGAAUCCGAUUGAUAUCGCACUCGAACGCUAUCAAAUUGAAAACUUGCCAAACUACGGCAUCACGCAUAACAUGUGGCCGAUGACGAGUCUCGAAUUCGGCAGACGCGAUGUCUCUCAUCGGAAAAUGCCGUCCGAGUUUCCCCUCACUUUGAAAAAGAAGUCGACUUCUAUUUUCGAGUUCUGUUUAGGAGUUGCUGAGCAGCGGCGUAUAGAAGGAACGCUGGCAAUUGUGUCGCAUUUCCAAGUGAUCAGAAUACCUUUUGAGGGAAAGUGGUACGAUGGAAGCAUGAAAAUCAUGGACAGUCCAGUCAAACUUCCACAGAGUUUUCCCGGGAAGAAAGUUUCGGCAGAAAUUUCCAUGUUUUCUACUUUCCAGCGAGAUCUUCAUCCCAGUAGCGUGAUUCCCAAUGAAAUCGGCAUCGUUCGUUUUAUUCCAAAUAACAAAGUUGUCCAUGCAAUGACAAAGACCACCGUCGGCAAAUUAGAGUUCGACGGCCGACAGUACUGCAAAGGAGAAUACUUCGCAAAGUGCGAGUGUAUGGGUAGUCUGCGGCCAGAUAAUAAAUGCGGCAAAGCGUGGCUUUCUUCUUUGGAUAGACCCCAUCAAUCGGCAAAGAACGAUGCAGAGCUCUAUGAUCGCUUCAGAGCCCACUUCAAAAAACAAGAAUCAGAAACGAGAACAUCUCUGACUAUAAUGACUCAAGAAAAUGUGCUUUACGACUUUGACUUCAAACCAGAUUUCACCUGGCCUCGAUUAGCGCAAGUAGUAACGAAGGAGACAUUCCUACAGCAUCCGAUAGUUUUUGCUCAAACUGCAGUAACGAUUCCACACAGAUUACAAGCUCAACGCGUCAUCAAAAUAAAAAAUCCAUCCGAUGAUUACAUAAUGUUCCAACCAGUGCUCCUCGGUGACAUUCAGCAAAAUUACCGUAUUGAGAAAGCUCUCAAAGAUGAUUAUCCUUACCUCCAUCCAAAGAAUGAUUUCAACUAUUCACCUGAUUUUGCAAUAGUUAGGAAGAAUGUUUCGACCAAAAAUGGCGAGUAUCAGCUCCCUCGUCCAGUCAUUCCUCCGCAGUCGGAAGAGACGAUUGUGCUGACUUUUAUUCCCAAUAGAGUUGGAAUGCACGAAGCAGUCUUACUGCUGCGUAAUAAUCUGACUGUACUCGAACCUAUUCGACUGAUGGGAAAGGGAGUCAAAGAGGAGAUAAAGCUAAAAGAUGGAAAUAGCUACUUCACGAUGCUCUUCAGAGACGAUGAUCUAAAGGACUGCUACUUUACAAAGCCGGGCGAGUUACCGUUUAAAAAGGGCUCAAAGACGACAUUGAUCUUGGAAAAUUUUUCCGUUAUCCCUUCGAAUAUCGUUCAAGUUCGCAUUAAUGGUGAAUACUGCGCGUCAGAUGGUUGGGAAGUUCAGGAUUGCUCGAAAGUGACGGGAAAACUUUCUGAUGGACACAUGCCCGUCGGAGAUAAAGAGCCUGCGUAUAAGGAAAUAAAGCUAAAAUACCGACCUGAUUUCUCGAUGCUAGAAACGCAAGCGAUAAUGGACAUAACGACGGAGUUUGGCGGCAAGUUUGUGUUUAUGCUUCAGUCCAGAGUGCCAAAAGAUCACAUUCAAGCCUGUCGUGCCAGCAUUCCCCGCCCACCUUGGGAAGCUAGUUGUCGAAAAAUCAUCGUCGCUAUGAUGUGGCUUCUCUUGUUUGGAAUCAUUAUCAUGGGAUACAUCGAAGCUAACUGUGUGACACACGACUACUUCGAAAAGUUCGGAAAAGUGGCCACUAUUCCAGCAAGUGUGAUUGACCCCCUUAUGCGCAAAAUGUAUAGUCACCUCAAACGCAAGCGACCUGAGGCAAAGGUGGCACCUAUCCAAAAUCACAACUAUCCCUCUAUCAAUAAAUUGCUCGAUACAAGCCAAUUCAAACCUGUAUCGAACGAUGAAAUCCAGAGGAUGUUAAAAGAAGGUGAAGCGCUUGCUGCGAAAGAAGCAAAGAGGGAGGAAGAACUACUCGAGAAGAAAAAACCGAAAAAGGAAAAUGAUCCGCCAUCAUCAAGGCCUGCUCGUUAUUCCAGCGUCGAAGAAAUCCCCGCCGAAACUCAUGAAGAAGAGGAGCCAGAAGAAAGCCUUCCGGAGUGGGCCGACGAGAGCACGACAAUUUCAGAUCAAUCCAAAUACGAGUCCGACUUCAAAGACCUGUCGAAGAGAGCCCAACAGUUGGAGAAGGAAAUGGCGCCGAAAACGCCGAAAAAGACUCAAGUGCGCAAACGUGUUAAGACCCCGCGGGACAAGCGUAAAAAGACGAGCCGAUCCAGCUCCCUGUCUUCGUCUGCAUCGAGUGUCCAGCCGACCCCAAGGGCAAAGGCCAAACCAACAAAAGCUGCGCCUGUUGAGGACAUCCCCAUAUCUGAUUCGACUGAUUCUUCUUCUGGCCACGAAGGAGCGCUUCUUCCACCGACGAAAGCUUUUCUCACUCGAGAUCACAUCCGCAGCGUCAAACUCGAGAGUACAGUAUCCUUACCGCAGCUCAAGCGCAGUGAAACACCACCAAAACCUGACAGCGAUGAUGAAAAAGAAUCAUUUGAUCCCUUUGGUUUGAAUACGAUUGGACAAAAUGUUGAGCGGGAAAUUCAACGUCAAGAAAACAUCAGCGCAACUCGUCCAAGAGUCUUCGAUCCAGCGCCCGGACGAAAUCCACGACCUGGUACAUCAUUUUACCAGCAGCCCUUCAAUUCCUACGAUCCUUAUCAACCGAGAUAUGGAGAACUUCGAUAUCGCCCGGAAAACUACCGACCAGACGAUUACCAUGAACGACCAUGGCCAACGGAAAACAGAGCUCCGUUCCGAACAGACAUCUUUGGACAGAGCCAGAGCUUCAGAGAAUCUCAACCAGCUCAAAAUACUGGCUUCCUUCAGUCAAACAGUCCACCCGUUUCUGCUUUUGAAAGUCUAACGAACCGAUCUUCUACGCUUCCGCCUCCUGGAUUCGGCAGCAAAACAACUUCUAGUCCUGCCGACAUCCGAUCUGUUUUUGGAAACGAGCAGUCGUCUCUUUUUACAGGAGAAAUGACUUCUGAGGAACGAAAGAAGCAGGACGAACGCAUCCGAGAAGCCGGCGAACGCUACUCUACCAAGAUCCGCGGAAUCUGGGACAACUAG
Molecule: messenger RNA, 4947 nt
Organism: Oikopleura dioica
Lineage: Eukaryota; Metazoa; Chordata; Appendicularia; Copelata; Oikopleuridae
Source: the annotation of a GenBank genome assembly